Molecule: messenger RNA, 2354 nt
Organism: Helicoverpa armigera (cotton bollworm)
Lineage: Eukaryota; Metazoa; Arthropoda; Insecta; Lepidoptera; Noctuidae
Gene: NGR-A26
Product: cardioacceleratory peptide receptor
Exons: 13
Coding region: 367-1686 (439 amino acids)
Biological process (GO): neuropeptide signaling pathway
Cellular component (GO): plasma membrane
Molecular function (GO): neuropeptide receptor activity; vasopressin receptor activity
Source: RefSeq, a predicted model, not a curated record
CGACUAACAGCGGCUGCGAACGAACGCGCCCGCCCGUUACGCGAGUUCCCGCGCUCGGCAACUUUUCAAAAAAAAUAAAAUAUUUUCAAAUUGUAAAAAUGUUCCAAAGCGACGUGACUUAAAAUCGAUAGAAACUUUUUGGAUAUUUGUUUUUAAUUUUCUGGAGUUUUUGCAUUUUUUUUUCUGACGUGUGAAGUUUUAAAACUAUUAUUUGUUUGUUUAUUAAUGAGUUUGUACUGACAAUGUUCGUUUGAAGCUGUGUAUCAACAAUUUUGGAGUCAAGGCGGCAAACUGAGGAGCAUAUUUUGUCUGCAAAAAUCCCGCCACAUGAAGCCACAUCCUGCAAAUUGUUGAUGCAACCCUGUUAUGAAAAGGAUUAUGGCACCAGACAUCAUGCUUGAAGACUUUGAACAGCGGCCGACGCCGCGCACCUCCUACUUCACCGCCGCGUUCCCACCUGAUGAUGACCACGGCCCCAUCAAAAACGCUACUAACGCCACCGGCGAACUUAAUAUUUAUUAUUUUUAUGAUUCGAUCCAGUUCACGGUAAUGUGGGUGCUGUUCGUCGCGAUAGUGGUGCUCAACGCGUCGGUAAUCGCCGCCCUGCUCUGCACCAACGCCAGGAAAAGCCGCAUGAACUUCUUUAUCAUGCAGCUUGCUAUCGCUGAUCUCUUCGUCGGCCUAAUCUACGUGUUCCCGGAUAUAAUUCAGAAGAUUACCAUAGCAUGGCUAGCUGGAGAGUUCAUGUGCAAAACCGUGAAAUUCUUACAGGCUGUGGUGAUGUACGCCUCGACGUAUGUGCUGGUAGCGUUAAGUAUAGACCGGUGCGAUGCCAUCACUAACCCUAUGAAUUUCUCAGGCAGUUGGAAUCGAGCGCGAGCCCUCAUAGUGUCAGCGUGGUUGAUCAGCAUAGUCUUCUCCAUCCCACUCCUUAUAUUAUACGAAGUUAAGGAAGUUCAAGGACAAAUGCAAUGCUGGAUAGAUCUGGGAACUCCCAGAAGGUGGCAGAUCUGGAUGUCCCUGAUCUCCAUCAUGAUUUUCGUCCUACCCGCGUUGACGAUAGCAGCCUGCUACGCUGUGAUAGUCCUCACUAUAUGGACGAAGAGUAAAGCUGUCGUCAUGAGCCCGCCUAUUAAUUCUAGGAGAACUAAGACUUUGAGGAAUGGUCAGAUCGAGAGCGACCCGGAUUCAAGGCGCGCCAGUUCUAGAGGACUAAUUCCUAGAGCAAAGAUCAAAAGUGUCAAAAUGACAUUUGUUAUUGUUUUCGUGUUCGUGCUAUGUUGGUCUCCAUACAUCGUAUUCGAUCUCCUACAAGUAUAUCAGCACAUACCACCGACGCAGACCAACUUGGCAAUAGCUACCCUCAUCCAGAGCCUCGCACCUUUAAACUCAGCAGCAAACCCCUUGAUAUGCUGCAUGUUCUCUCCUCAUAUUUACACUAGCCUCAGACGGGUUCCGCCUUACAAGUGGUUGUGGUGCGGCCGACGACGUAAGCGACAUGCGAGAGGGACCGUCCGCUCAAGAUCCGACUCAACAGCCAACUCUGAUCUGCUUAGUUCCACCCACGCGAGGAGGUCACAUUCUGUUGCAACUAUUCUAAACCGCGGCCGCAGCAGCAGUAUGUCCCGUCCACCAGUGGACGCACGUCGCACACAACUGCUAGUCCUGGUUACAACACGCGACUGACAGCGCGCCGUGCUGGACGUGCCGGCGCGGGACGUCAUGCUCUAGCGGCCCCGAGGCGUGUGUUAUACACGCCAGCCGCGAAUACAAUGCGGAUAGAUAAGUUGGUGAAGAUUGUAUGAAGUGUUCUCUUCCUAUUUUAGUGUGUGUAAAGAUCUAACGAAAGAAGCUAGGUACGUAAUAUUGGGUACAGAACGCAAGUAAAAAUAUGAAAGUGUAGAAGAAGCAUUAGAGAAUAUCCAGCUAAAACAUUUUCAACAUUUACAAUUUCAAAAUUGUGUAGUUGACACAAAAAAGCACCAUGUCACCAUCAAUACUUUCUAAUCACUACCCAGAGAUAGAAUGGCAGAGAACGCCAUUGUACAUUAUAUUGUGAAAGCAGAAUAUAAUAAAUAAAUAAAUGAAGGAAGAGGAACAUUUCAAUCAGAUAUGAUCUUCUGUAUUUCAAUGGCUGUUAGAGCAUUUCAAAGAAUAUGGACUAGUGUAGUUGCAUACGAGUGAAAAGACUAGAAGAAGUGUUGUGCUUAAUUCUAGAGGUAAUUUUGAAAAGAUUCCAUCUUGGUGAUAAGAAGAAAGAGAAUGUAUAAUGAGGCUAAUUUGUGCCAUUGCUUAUAGGAACUAAGCAUUGAUCUUUCAAGAGUUUUAUGAACACAUUUUUUUGACCAUACCUU